AUGGUUCGACUCCCAGAAAUCUCCCAGAUCAUCACACAACACAUACACUGGAGCUCCUUGUAUCUUUCAAGAAAAGAUACAAACAACUUCAGUCACGCGGUCGACUGCCAGUCUUCGAGGAUGGGCUGCUGUUGCUCCAAGAGCAACGCCGACCCCAAAGGCAAGGGGAAGGCCAAGGCCGUGAUGGUGGAGACCAUCACGGAGAAGAAGCGGGUCGUGUACGACCCAAGCUCGGACUCGGGCGAGAUGCCCGCCGAGGAGUUUUGGCCGCCCGCCGGCGAGGCCGGGCCUUCCGACUGGAGGGAGGCCCGAAGGAGGGAGAGGCGGCGGGUCCUGGAACAGGCCAACCGCCGCAAGCAGAACAAGAGCUCCCAGUACUAA
Messenger RNA from Pyricularia pennisetigena, 381 nucleotides. RefSeq lists its product as uncharacterized. The transcript is spliced from 2 exons. The record is from RefSeq and is a predicted model, not a curated record. Bases 1 to 381 code for a protein of 126 amino acids. NCBI's taxonomy places the organism in Eukaryota, Fungi, Ascomycota, Sordariomycetes, Magnaporthales, Pyriculariaceae.